CCCGCUAGUCCCAUGGAAUCCAUCCUCAACAACACCCUCGAUUCAUGGGGCAAAAAGGCUGAAGUAACCGCCAACAACGUCUGGCACAAUCUUAGAACAAGUCCGUCGGUGUCUUCGACGGCCUGGGGGAAGAUGAAUCUGACCGCGAAAGCCAUCAGUGGAGGCGGAUUUGAGGCUCUUUACAAACAAAACUUCGCAACUUUUCCCAACGAGAAGCUCAAGAAGACCUUCGCUGCUUGUCCCACAUCGGCAGGUCCAGUUUCAGGAACCCUCUACCUCUCUAAUCUUCACAUCGCAUUUUGCAGCGAUAGCCCCGUAUCUUACAGCGCACCCUCUGGGCAACAGGCUUGGAGCCACUACAAGCUAAUGGUGCCUUUGGGUAAGAUCGGGUCGGUGAACCCAGUGAUCAUGAAGGAGAGCUCGGCGGAAAAGUAUAUUCAGAUUGUGACGGUCGACGGAUAUGAUUUUUGGUUCAUGGGUUUUGUGAAUUUUGAUAAAGCAGUGAAGCACCUCUCGGAAAGCAUAUAUUUUGUAGUGCCAGGAAUCGCAGUACCAUCAUCGGCCGCCUCUUGA
Messenger RNA from Neltuma alba, 573 nucleotides. RefSeq names its product GEM-like protein 5. NCBI's taxonomy places the organism in Eukaryota, Viridiplantae, Streptophyta, Magnoliopsida, Fabales, Fabaceae. The record is from RefSeq and is a predicted model, not a curated record.